UAAUUUCGAUUUUUUUUUUUUUUUGUAAAAAAAUUUAAUUUGCACUAAUAAAAGUUACCCAUAUAACAAAGGUUAAAAUAGACAGUUCUCGAUUUCUGUUGUCAUAAUGUUCUCCAACAUACAUAUCAGCUGAUUUGGAUGCAUUCGGCUGAAAAAAAUUAAACGAAAACAAACGUUUCAAAACGCACGUGCGACAUUCCAAACUUUGUUAUUUGAGCGUAUUCCAAAAAAACCAAAUAAAAUAAGAUUUGGAAAUGAGUGCUGAGCCAUUCAAUGUGUAUCAUUUGUGCAAUUUCAAUGAAAUUAUUAAAUUGGAAGAUUUGCCCACAGAAGCUUUGCGUCAGCUUUGGUAUUGUCAAUGGACAACGACGCGUUUACAAAGCAUUUUAGAUAAUUGGAGUGUUAACAAAACAACGGAGCCAAAUCUAGAAACAGCGGAUACACUACUUUGUCAUGCUGUUGAGCUGACACUCCUGUUCGUGCAAAACAAUUUUACAGGGCCCUUUAAACAACUGGAGGAGUUUAGCAAUUUUAUGCAAACAAAAGCGUUAGGAGAAUAUGAUCCUUUUAAGCGGCUCAUGGAAAAUGGUGAAGAAAUAAAUCCAAAUGUCAAACUGGGCGAGUUGUUAGUGUUAGCAAAAGAAAUUCUAGAUUUAUUACGUCAGUAUUGGCCGGACUCAUUGUAUCUGCAAUGGUGGCUGAUGCGUUUAAUUUACAUACAGCAGAGUGUAAUUGAUGAGUUAACCGGCAAUUUAUAUGAGCAGCUUAAGUUAGUAGCUGAAAGUCUAUUAAAAAAUGUGGAAAACAUACAGGAUAAGGAGCUGCAAGCCUUACUUUACUUAGAGGUUGGAAAUAGUUAUUUACUCUUUCAUCGUUCACAAAAAGCAGACUAUGUGCUUGAACAGUUAUGCCAACGCUUUGGUAUAGUGUUGAAUGUGGAAGGAUUACUUGGUGUGCGCACGAAGUUUCAGCAGAAACCGCUGCCACAACUCUGUCUGAAAGUGCAACAUACCAACAGUGAUUUGCCAUUGGCGCAGGCCACCAACGGCAAAACGAAUAUACCCAAGUUACUGCUUUUAGAUGACGACACAAGACUUGAGCGUAUACGCUUUAUUGAACCGAAAGAUAACGAGGUGAUGACACUGCCCAGCGUAUUACAGGCCUUGGUGCUAGCGAAAGUUAAACAACUAAAACGUUCGCAGCCAAAAGAUCGUCUUGCCGACGAAGAACUGGAGCCAUAUAUAAAAACGCUUUUAUAUCAGGAACAUGGACCAUUACAAGUACGCCAAUCCGCCUUGCUGCUUAAUUGUGUGCAAGAGUCGAAUCAGCGGCGCACAGUGGAGCGCAGUUGGAAGCAGUGUGAAGGUGCCGUUAAAUUACUUGAUGGACCCAUAUUUACAUUAGCAGAGCGACUCUCCUACGCAUUUGCUGGCUUCCUACAACCCAAAUGGCAAGUACAAAUGCAGCUUUGCCAGUUAUUGUUGUCAUUGGGUAUGACAAAAACGGCAUUAGAUAUUUAUCUGCAAAUACAAGCAUGGGCCGAAGUUAUUCAAUGUUAUACAAAGCUGGAAUUGCGUCAUAAGGCCGCCGAAAUAAUAAGACAAGAAUUGGAGAAGAAGCCCACAGUGUUGUUGCACUGCCUGCUCGGCGAUGCCAUUGAUGAUCCCAACUGCUAUGCUACAGCGUGGGAGUUUUCCAAACAUACCAGCGGCAGAGCGCAAGCACACUGGGGCACAUAUUAUUUCCGUAAAGCAGAGUAUGUAGAAGCCAUACCACAUUUGGAAAAGUCUGUGGAGAUAAAUCCCUUACAAGAGAAGAUAUGGCUACGCUUAGGCUUUGCUGCCAUACAGCUGGAACGUUGGGAGCUCGCCGUCCACGCGUAUAUUACAUAUACACAUAUCGAGCCAUUGGGUUUCGAAUCGUGGAAUAACUUAGCAAAAGCGCUGGUAAAAUUGGGCGAUAAACUGCGCGCACACAAAGUGCUUAGCGAAUCGCUGAAGUGUAAUUACAACAACUGGAAGGUUUGGGAAAACUUCAUGAUUGUCUCCGUGGAUACGUGUAAUCUUGAAGACGCGCUGAAUGCCUAUAACCGUCUCAGCGAGUUGAAGGAUCGCUAUCUGGACUUGGAGGUGCUUUGCGUUACCAUUGGUGCCAUUGUGGAAGGCAAACCUGACGCCAAAGGUCAAACGCAGGAGCGUUUGCGUAAGAAAGCCAUCACUUUAAUGGCGCAACAAUGUAUUAAGCAUGGCAACGAACCGAAAGUAUGGGAAUUGGCAGCACUACUUGCUGUCACACCGCACAACAGGGCACAAAAGCUGGUUAAAGCUGUGAAUGCGUAUACAACCAAAGAGCUGGAGUGGGCGACGAAGCAACCGUAUGCGCUCAAAGUGAUAGAAGUGUGUCAGCAAGCCUGCGAAUUGUCUUUGGAGGCAACGAAGGUGCACGCGCCAGAAGAAACUGACGUUAUGAUUACAUCACAACUGAAUUCCGCACGUCUUGCAGCACAGGCUGUGCUACGUGCCACGGCGAAAGUUAAUGAGAAGUGGCCGGAAAAUGAAGACGCUUUAACGGUAUUGAAAGCGCAACUCGAAACGCUGACCGCGACGGUUAAGCAGCGCAUGAAUGCAAGCUGAUAAUAUUUUAGUUUAAACAUGUGUUUAAGUAUAGAAAAAAUGCAAGUUAAUAUUUUAAAAUAAAAAAAAAAUGU
Messenger RNA from Bactrocera tryoni, 2707 nucleotides. Its product is annotated as tetratricopeptide repeat protein 27. NCBI's taxonomy places the organism in Eukaryota, Metazoa, Arthropoda, Insecta, Diptera, Tephritidae. The record is from RefSeq and is a predicted model, not a curated record. Gene Ontology annotation, molecular function: protein binding. The transcript is spliced from 6 exons. The coding region runs from base 255 to 2633 and encodes 792 amino acids.